Messenger RNA from Lactuca virosa, 786 nucleotides. The record is from the annotation of a GenBank genome assembly. Lineage: Eukaryota; Viridiplantae; Streptophyta; Magnoliopsida; Asterales; Asteraceae.
AUGCCGAGCACCACCACUUCACCGAAGCACUUCGUACUGGUUCAUGGCCUAUCCCACGGAGCAUGGUGCUGGUACAAGGUCGUGAGCAACCUGCAAUCUGCCGGCCACCGUGUGACGGCGGUGGACCUUGGUGGUUCUGGGGUGCACCCAAGUCGACUUGAGGAAAUAGCCACCUUCUCCGAUUAUGUACAACCACUGAUUCAGUUUAUGGAGUCGCUAUCUGGCGAUGAAAGGGUGGUGUUAGUUGGGCACAGCUUUGGUGGACUUCCUAUCUCCGUCGCCAUGGAGAAGUUUUCACACAUUGUGUCAGCUGCCAUUUUCAUCACCGCUUACAUGCCCAAUUGCAGGGAUCCACCAGCACUCCAGAUGAACCAGUACUUCAAGAAUUUGAAGCCGGAGACUUAUAUGGAUUGUCGGUUCACGUUCAAAGAUGGGUUGCCAGUGUCGGCGGAACUAGGAUGCGAUUACCUAGCCACCAUGAUGUACCGGAGUUGCCAAUCGGAGGAUUUAGCAUUGGCAAAGAUGUUGAUACGACCGAGUAGGUUAUUCUUGGAGGACAUGAGCGAGGAUUCUAUUCUCACCAUAAACAAAUAUGGAUCGAUUAAGAGGGUUUAUGUAAUAUGCGAGAAAGACCAGGUGAUGGAUGAAGAAUUUCAAAAAUUCGUCGUUGAAGACAGCCCCCCAGAUGAAGUAAAAUACUUUCCUGAAGCUGGUCAUAUGAUCAUGUUAUCAAAACCGAAUGAUUUAGCCCUCUAUUUACAAGAAAUUGCUAAUACAUACCCAUAA